Messenger RNA from Esox lucius (northern pike), 745 nucleotides. RefSeq names its product early activation antigen CD69-like. The coding region runs from base 89 to 538 and encodes 149 amino acids. The record is from RefSeq and is a predicted model, not a curated record. The transcript is spliced from 6 exons. NCBI's taxonomy places the organism in Eukaryota, Metazoa, Chordata, Actinopteri, Esociformes, Esocidae.
AAAGAAAACAGUGGAACUGUCGGAAGACAUCAACUUCUUUUUAUUGACUGUGUGAAGCCACUAGAUCACAACCGUUCUCCACAUCAUCAUGGGAGUCAUGACUGUGUCUGUUUUCUGCAUCCUCCUCACCUUCUUGGUGACUGAGAGUUUUGCAGUUCCAGGCCAGAAGUGUAAAUAUGGGUUUUCUCAACCAAACCCCUCCUGGAAGUCUUGCUACCUUUUGGACCAAAAGUUAAGAUCAUGGUCUGAUGCAAAGGAGCUAUGCCUUGAAAAAGGUGGAACCCUAGCUUCUAUCAAAAACAAUGAACAGUUACAAUAUGCAUAUGAGAUGAUUUCAGACGGAUAUUUCUGGGUUGACGGGAACUAUGUGUCUGGAUUUCCCCAGAAAAACUGGUUGCCGGGUUCGAAGCCAGGUGGGACACAUGCUGACUGCUUGACAUUGGUGAAAUUCCCUGCGGCAAGAGGCUUUAGUGAUAUUGCUUGUUCCGAAAAAAUUGACACUGCCUACGCUCUCUGUGAGUCCGUUGUUAAGUACUGAAGUGUCCACUCAGAGAAUACAAAGGGAUGUUCUUUUUGUACUAUUGCACACACUAUUUAGACUUUACUUUAAGUGAAAGACACAGAGAAAAUAUAACGUAUAUUAUGGCUACCUAGAGCAUACCUACAUUGAUUCAGGUGUGACCUUUUAUUAAAUAGUUUCUUAUUUUGUAAUGGAAUUGUAAUAGUGUUAUGGAAGCUUUUCUAA